Closterium sp. Yama58-4 is the source of this 2829-nucleotide messenger RNA. The record is from the annotation of a GenBank genome assembly. NCBI's taxonomy places the organism in Eukaryota, Viridiplantae, Streptophyta, Zygnematophyceae, Desmidiales, Closteriaceae.
AUGGCCACAUCAGCACCAACGAUUCCAGACAUUGGCCAGGCAGUGGAGGAUCUCUCUGCUCGAGUCGCCACGGAGAUUAACGGCGUCGCAGGUAGCGCCGACUCCGCCGCCUCCGCGAACGCCGCCGCCGCGUCCGCUGCGGCGGGGCCUCCUGCAGUGGACGAGAUCGAGAGCCUGUGCAUGCGAUGCCAUGAGCAGGGCACGACGCGGCUCCUGCUGACACGUGUCCCGCAUUUUCGGGAGCUCGUCAUCAUGGCGUUCGAGUGCCCGCAUUGUAACGAGUCCAACAACGAGGUACAAUUCGCCGGGUCGUUACAACCCACCGGCGUACGGUUCUCCCUUUCCGUACCGGUCGCGGCGGAAGGAGCAGCAGCCGAGGGAACGACGGAGUCGUCCGACGCGGAUCGUGACGUGGACUCCCACGUGGCGCUGAUGAACCGCCAGGUGGUGAAAUCCGAUUCGGCGACGAUCCGCAUUCCAGAGAUCGACUUCGAGAUCCCGCCCGAGUCGCAGCGCGGCACGCUCACCACCGUGGAAGGCGUCUUGACCCGCGCGCACGACGGGCUCGGCGCGCUGCAGACGGAGCGGCGCGCGGCGGACGCCGCCGUCGCCGCCGCGAUCGACGAAUUCCUCGCGAAGCUGAAAUCCUGCAUCGACGGCUCACGUGCGUUCACGCUCGUGUUGGACGAUCCGUCCGGUAACAGUUACGUCGAGAACCCGCGCGCUCCGGAACCCGAUCCGAUUUUGAAGGUCGAGCAUUACGAGCGCACGCCGGAGCAGAACGAGAAGCUAGGGUUCCUCGCGGCUCCUGCGGGCGCGGUUGAAGGCGGGGAAGCGGGAGACGGCGCGGGGACAGGCGCAGCGGGGGAUCCGACGAAGCUUCCGCACGGGUCGGUGGGCGCUGAGCUGGCGUAUCGCGCGAUUGCCGGCGGGAAUAACGCGGACCUGGCGAGUAACGCGCUGCUGUGCGGAUACUCUGCGCCCGAGGAGGUGAUGGUGUUCCCCGCCACCUGCAGCGCGUGCGGCGCUAGCGGCGCAGCGAGCGGCGGAGCGAGCGGCGCGGCGAGCGGCGCGACUGGGGACGCGGGAAGGAGGAUGGGGAAAAGCUUGAAACGGAUCCGACCGUUUGAGAUCGGGGACAGUGCGCCGGAGUGGCAGAGGAGCAAGUGGCAGGAGCUGGAUAAGCAGCUUCGCGCCAUUGCUGCUGGUGAACCCGUGCGGGUGAAACGGAACAGAGCGACCGACGCUGGUGCUGGUGCUGCUAAGAAAGACAGAGGCUUGGAGAAAGAGAAGGGAGAAUCCGGGGAGGAGGUGAAUGGGCAGGUGCAGGUGGAGGAGUAUGUGCGGUCGUGGGAGCAGGAUGAGGAGCUGGGUCUGCAUGACAUGCGGACCGGGGAGGAGCAUGUGGAGGAGGAGAGGGGGAAAACAGAGAAGAUCGAGCUGGAGGCAGUUCAGACGGCGACUCAUCCGUGGCGAGGCGACGACGACGUUGUAUUGUGGAACGCGGCAUCAUCUGGUACGAACAGACCCAACGGCGCGCCUCGCGGAAUUCACGCCAAGGCAGCGCGGCUGGUGGCGGCGCAGAGGGUCUCGGAGCCCCUCUCGUCUGAUUCGGCCAGAUCUGGUGGUGCUGAUGGUGCUGGUUCCUUAAUCAGUGGUUCCCACGCGACUCCGAGGUGGAAUCGGCGCGCUGCUGCCAGUCGCCACGUGGCGACCGCCGAACCUCAGCGCCUAGGCGGUGUUUCCCGCCACGACGGGAGUGGAGGAGCAGUUGUCAACAGCGCAUUCCGCGCAGCCAGCCCCGAUGACGUGGCGAUCCAUCACCUUUCCAGUCACGAGCGCCGCCGGCGCGGCAGUGGCACGUCAGCGCACAAGCGGCGGCGCAGCAGUGGCGCUGGAAUGAAUAACGGCCCAGGGAUGAUGGCGACUUCCCAGGCGUCACAGUCACACUUUAACGGGGACAUGCGCGGGGAAUUUCGCAAGGCUGGACCCUCGGACGUUGUGCUGCACAUGAGCAAUGGUGGCAGCAACAGAAAUAAGCAGGGCGUGAAUGAUCAUGAAAUUGUGGGGAUGGCCGGAUUUGCACAGAAUGGUGACUACAGCGGUGGUGACUAUAGUGGUGGUGACUAUAGUGGAGGCAGCAAUGGUGGUGAUUAUAAUGGGGGCGACAACAGUGGUGACAAUGGUGGUGACAACGGUGGUGACUAUAAUGGUGGUGGCGACUAUCAUGGUGGUGUCAACAGUGGUGACUAUCGUGGUGGUGACAUUAGUGAUUUCGUCGCUGUUGACAGCGUUGGAGUCAAUGGGGAGGGCUGCCCUGAUGGUGGUAAUGGUGGAAACGACAAGGGUGGAAACGGCGAUGGUGGAAACGGCGACAGCGGAAACGGCGGUAGCGGCGGAAACGGCGACGGCGGAAACGGCAGUUCUGGAAACGGUGGUAGCGGCAGAAGCAUCGACAUCACCGGGAUUCUAGAGGCGGCAGCAGCAGCACAGGACUGGGCGAACCAGCUGGCGUCCAAAGGGUGCCCUCUGGAGCACGGAGGAGCAGAGGGGUUCGGGCAGAACCUCUACUGGAAAUCACCUGCAGGGCUGACCCCCCAGGAGGACCGUGGAGCGGUGCAGUCAUGGGUGGAAGAGAAGGCGGACUGGACACCUAGCCCGAUUCCCGAUGGGUGUGCGGAGGGUAAGAUGUGUGGGCACUACACGCAGGUGGUUUGGCGGGAUACCACUCAUGUGGGAUGCGCCUCUGCUCAGUGCCCUGAUGGUUCGGGUAUUUGGGUGUGCGGCUACUUGCCCCCGGGCAACUUUGUUGGCCAAACUCCUUACUAG